Molecule: messenger RNA, 309 nt
Organism: Entrophospora sp. SA101
Lineage: Eukaryota; Fungi; Glomeromycota; Glomeromycetes; Entrophosporales; Entrophosporaceae
Source: the annotation of a GenBank genome assembly
AUGGGAAAUGGCCAAAAAGCUCAACAUAAAAGAGAAAGAAAUCAAAAAACAAAUGGAGCAAAAAAUACAAGCAGUCAAUUGAAGGCUAACGAAGCCGCAAGAACUGUAAUUUGUCAAGUUUGUCGUAAUACUUUUUUAUGUACUAUAAGAGCAAAAGCGUUAGUAUUUAACCCAAAAAUUUACAAUUAUUAUAUUUUAUAUGGUUUAAUAAUUCAAUUAUAUUCUAGAUUAUCCGAACAUGCAGACAAUAAACAUAGUAAAACGUUACAAGAUUGCUUUCCUGGAUUUGUUGAAAUUCCAAAAAAAUAA